This is a messenger RNA of Alligator mississippiensis (American alligator), 712 nucleotides long. RefSeq names its product mitochondrial ribosomal protein L23 (gene MRPL23). Gene Ontology annotation, cellular component: mitochondrial large ribosomal subunit; ribosome. NCBI's taxonomy places the organism in Eukaryota, Metazoa, Chordata, Crocodylia, Alligatoridae. Gene Ontology annotation, biological process: mitochondrial translation. Gene Ontology annotation, molecular function: structural constituent of ribosome. Bases 64 to 525 code for a protein of 153 amino acids. The record is from RefSeq and is a predicted model, not a curated record. The transcript has 5 exons.
GGGGGGAGGGGCCGCCCCUGCUGAGGCGGGGCCGCUCCUCAGCGCUUCCGGCAGCGCGCAGCUAUGGCUACUGGGCGGGUCGUCUACCCCCUGUACCAGCUGGGGAACCCCCAGCUGAGGAUUUUCCGCACUAAUUUCUUCAUGACGCUGGUGAGGCCAGGUGUGCCACAGCCGGAAGAUGUGGUGCAGUUCCGUGUCUCCAUGGAGAUGACAAGAGUGGAUAUUAAAAACUACCUUGAAAAAAUAUACAAUGUUCCAGUAGCUGCUGUGAGGACCAGGAUACAGUUUGGCUCAAACAAGAAGAGGAACCAUAAGAACCAGAAAGUGAAGUGCCCAGAUUACAAGGUUGCCUAUGUGCAGCUGGAUCAGGGACAAACUUUUCAGUUCCCCAACCUAUUUCCAGAGAAAGAACAAACACCAGAAUCUGGCUCUAUUGACAUCCAGAACAAAUAUCUUGAGGAAGAAAGACAGAAGUACCAAGUCGAUCCCAGGCGAGGAGGAGUUCCGGAUUGGUUUGGACUUUGAUGGAAUGAGCCAGCUGCCUUUCUUUAGGCCUCUCCAGGGGAUUUUAAUCCGCAGAACCUGCUGCUUCCUCUCUUCAUAAAGACAUGGGCUUUAUUUCUGAGCAGCUUUUGGUAGCAUUUUGUUAUUCUCAGUUUUCUAUGUAAGACUACAACAAAAUGCCCCCAAAUAAAUAAAAAGGUAAAAUAAA